UCGAGCACCGAGCAGAAGCAGCAGCAGCAGCUCUAGUAGUCGGCGGUCGCUGUCUGACAGUGACCCACCAUCAACAUCCAAUAUACCGCCAAUUAUUUAUAUCAACGGGCGCAUCGGGACUGGAUAUCGCGCUUUAACGUUUCAUUGUGGACAUGAGGACAUCUGAUAAACGUCAAUUCCUAAAAGGUGGACUAAAAAGCUUCUCUCGCCUCGGUUUUCGUCCAGCAUAUGAAAGAACCGAGAUGACCGUUUCCCUGGCAACAAUACAGCCCAUCCGCAAGGGAUAUCAGCCCGGCUUGGUUUGUGGACAGGGCACCGCUGGGAUGAGAUAAUACAGCUUGUCUUGGCUGCUUCAUCCUGCUGCUACACCAAGCUCCACGGCUCCACCUGUAGACACCAAAGCCCUCCCAAGCUACCCCCGCCCCCUCCAGUGACAUCAUGACCACGCCCGCGCUGCUGCCGCUCUCCGGGCGCAGGAUCCCGGCACUUUCGCCUGGCGCCUCCUCCUUCCCGCACCAUCGCGCCACGCUGAGGCUCUCCGAGAAGUUCAUCCUGCUCCUCAUCCUCAGUGCCUUCAUCACGCUGUGUUUCGGGGCCUUCUUCUUCCUGCCCGACAACUCCAAGCACAAGCGAUUCGACCUGGGCUUGGAGGACGUGCUCAUCCCCCACAUCGACGCCCCCAAGAUGGGGAAGCACGCCGCGGGGCAGGUGGUCAUACACGGGCAGGGAGGACACGAUGAGCACAGACACAGGGAGGAAGAGGAGAGCCUGCGGGACAAAAUCCGCGCCGACCACGAGCGCGCCCUGCAGGAGGCCAAGGAGAAGCUGCGCAAGUCGCGGGCGGAGCUGCAAGCAGAGAUCCAGACGGAGAAGGUGCGGGUGGUGGAGGAGCUGAAGAAGAAGGAGGCGGGGCCAAGGCCCCUCCCCCCAGUCCCCAUGCCCAAAGUGGUGGGCGUCAGCGACGGCGAGCCGCCUGAGCCCGCCGUCAAGGAGAAGAGGGACAAGAUCCGAGAGAUGAUGAAGCACGCCUGGGACAGCUACCGACAGUACGGCUGGGGUCACAACGAGCUGAAGCCCCUGGCUAAGAAAGGACACACCACCAAUAUCUUCGGUAACUCCCAGAUGGGCGCCACCAUCGUGGAUGCCCUGGACUCCCUUUACAUCAUGGGUCUACACGAGGAGUUUAAGGAUGGGCAGGAGUGGAUCGAGCAGAACCUGGACUUCACCGGCGUGAAUGCCGAGGUGUCCGUCUUUGAGGUCAACAUCCGCUUCAUUGGAGGACUGCUGGCUGCCUACUACCUCUCUGGACAGGAGGUGUUCAAGCUGAAGGCCGUGCAGCUUGCAGAGAAGCUGCUGCCAGCCUUCAACACUCCUACUGGAAUCCCAUGGGCCAUGGUAAACCUCAAGAGUGGUGUGGGUCGUAACUGGGGCUGGGCGUCUGCAGGCAGCAGUAUCCUGGCCGAGUUCGGAACGCUGCACAUGGAGUUCGUCCACCUCACCUACCUGACCGGGAACCCCGUCUACUACCAGAAGGUGAUGCACAUCAGGAAGCUGCUGGCCAAGAUGGACCGUCCUAAUGGACUGUACCCCAACUACCUGAACCCACGCACCGGGCGCUGGGGACAGCAUCACACAUCGGUGGGGGGUCUUGGAGACAGUUUCUAUGAGUACCUGUUGAAGGCCUGGCUCAUGUCCGACAAGACAGACACUGAGGCCCGCAAGACCUACGACGACGCAAUCGAGGCCAUCGAGCGCCACCUGAUCCGUAAGUCCAACGGCGGGCUGACCUUCAUCGGCGAGUGGAAGAACGGCCACCUGGAGAGGAAGAUGGGUCACCUGACCUGCUUCGCCGGGGGCAUGUUCGCCCUGGGCGCAGACGGCUCUCCCGACGACAAGGCCGGCCACUACCUGCAGCUGGGGGCCGAGAUCGCACACACCUGCCACGAGUCCUACGACCGCACAGUGCUGAAGCUGGGACCAGAGGCCUUUAAAUUCGACAGUGGCCUGGAGGCGGUUGCCGUGCGACAGAACGAGAAGUACUACAUCCUGCGUCCGGAGGUCAUCGAGACCUACUGGUACAUGUGGCGCUUCACCCACGACCCCAAGUACCGCCAGUGGGGCUGGGAGGCUGCGCAGGCUAUCGAUAAGUACUGCAGGGUGAGUGGGGGUUUCUCGGGGGUGAAGGACGUCUACUCCUCCAACCCGACCUACGACGACGUGCAGCAGAGCUUCUUCCUGGCCGAGACCCUGAAGUACCUGUACCUGCUCUUCUCCAGUGAUGACCUGCUGCCUCUGGACAGCUGGGUGUUCAACACAGAGGCCCACCCUCUGCCCGUGCUCCACCUGGGGAACAUCACCCUGCCCGGCAGCCAACCCGCCCAGCGCUAGAGCGCCCCCCACCACCUCCACAGGGGGGACGUUAGUGCUCAUGAGGAGAGGAGCGCUCGGUGGCAUCUCCCAGACUGCAGAGAGGGGAGGAGUUAAGAGAGAGGAAACCCAGAGCAUCAAGGACUCCCACUCUGGUUCAAUGUCUCUCUAUCUCUGUCCCUUUCUAUCUUUCUCUAUCACACACCCACCUUCUUUUGUGUUUUUGUCUCUCUCUCUUCCUCUCUCUUCCUACUGAGGACACCAUGAGGACAGUGAGGUGCGAUACUCAGCCCUGUGAUUGGCUGAUGAUGUUGUUUUUUUGUUUUAGUUUUUUACCUGUCGGACCGAGCUCCAAUCAGGAGGCUCAAACAAGCUUAUGUUGUUUGAUUGUUUUUGUUUUUCUACUAUCAUGAAGUUGACCAAACUGUCCUCUGAGCGGACCGUGGCGCGUUUAGUGCUUCUUGUACAGACAGACGGAUGGACGGCCCCGGGGACCUUCGGGGGCCGUCCUCCAAACCUUUUCUUUGGUGUUUAUCAGCUCUUCUUCACCUGCGGCGGGGGCCGGAUCACGGCCUUCC
Molecule: messenger RNA, 2945 nt
Organism: Gadus chalcogrammus (walleye pollock)
Lineage: Eukaryota; Metazoa; Chordata; Actinopteri; Gadiformes; Gadidae
Gene: man1a2
Product: mannosidase, alpha, class 1A, member 2
Exons: 14
Coding region: 439-2388 (649 amino acids)
Biological process (GO): N-glycan processing; carbohydrate metabolic process
Cellular component (GO): endoplasmic reticulum; extracellular exosome; Golgi membrane
Molecular function (GO): calcium ion binding; mannosyl-oligosaccharide 1,2-alpha-mannosidase activity
Source: RefSeq, a predicted model, not a curated record